Molecule: messenger RNA, 837 nt
Organism: Trypanosoma theileri
Lineage: Eukaryota; Euglenozoa; Kinetoplastea; Trypanosomatida; Trypanosomatidae
Exons: 1
Coding region: 1-837 (278 amino acids)
Source: RefSeq, a predicted model, not a curated record
AUGAUGAAACGCGCUCUUCAUUCACUUGUGCCACGUUCAGUGAUUCGUAGUACCCCAUCCUGUCGUGCGACUGUUGUUUUUCAACAAGACUCCGUUAUAUAUAUGAGCCGUCGUGGUAUCUUUUCCUAUCUUCGCCCCAAAGCCCAGCAUGUGAAGGUGGAGGAUACGUUAUUUGAUAAACAAACCGUUCAUUACACCGGCACAAUAUUUGGUUUCUCCGCAGAUGCCGUUGUCUUUUACGCAAAAACCGGUGCUGCUGUUUUAGCCGUUUUUGUAGUAGUGACAUUAUUUCUAAAAGGAUAUGCCAUGCUAUCACGAUUUAGUUUGGCCACUGUGGCUCGAUUGGGAUUUAUGAGUGGGUUUAUCUCUAGUGCUGUUUUGUAUACAGUUCUCUUAGCCGUUGUGCGGCGGUUUAAAAUAAAUCCAAAUGCCGUUUAUAAUCAAUCCAUUGCACUUGUAAUGCGAAAUGAAAGAGUUAUCCAACACCUUGGCUCUCAUCCACGCACAGGCGAUUUCAAGGCGUAUUGUGAAACCGGUGGAUUUCGACUUCCACUGGUUCGUCGUAUUCGCAGUGGAUCAUAUGAACUUUCCGAUUUAUUGGGAUUAAAACCUCGAAAAAUGCAAAUGAUGUUUAUUUUACGAAAUCCUGUGAAUGGACGGGAGGGUCUUGUUACCUGUGAUGUGCGGCGAGAGACGACGGGGUUUAUGACGUCCUCCAACACAUUUAAAUCUUUAGCCGUCACGUUAACAGACACUUCACGUUCAGCAGAAACACAAACGGUUGUCGUGAUUGGUCGACCGGAAGAUGUGGUUUACCGUGGCCUGAUGAAUCUCUAG